Molecule: messenger RNA, 1100 nt
Organism: Diabrotica balteata
Lineage: Eukaryota; Metazoa; Arthropoda; Insecta; Coleoptera; Chrysomelidae
Source: the annotation of a GenBank genome assembly
UUUUAAACUAUGGAUAGUUUCAAAACUCCUUUAAAAAAUAAACUCCCUGAUAAUGUGAAGAUUCAAAUACCCCCGAGUCCACUUAUGAAAAAAAUUGGAUUUGGAACAAGUGUUGUUGUAUAUGAACUCCAAAGAUCUCCCAUUCCCGGAAAAUUUCGGUCACCAUGGGCCAUAAAAAAGUUAAUUCGGUCCCACAAAAAUAGAGAUACAUCGACUUUUAUUAACGACCGCCUCAAAAAUGAGGCAGAUAUACUUCGUAAAUUGGAUCACCCAAAUGUAGUGGGCUUUAGAGCUUUUACCAAGGAUUCAGAUGGAACUAACAUUUUAGCCAUGGAAGAAUGUACCAGUUCUCUAGGUGAUCUAAUUGAAAAUCGUUUGGACUAUCUGGGAGAUGUACCUUAUCCCAGUGAUACUAUCUUAAAAGUUUCCUAUGAUGUAGCAAAAGCUUUAGACUAUCUGCAUAAUACUGCCCUAUUGCUGCAUUGUGAUAUUAAAUCUUACAAUAUACUUGUUAAGGGAGAGUUUGAGGUUUGUAAGAUAUGUGAUUUUGGAGUUUGCUUACCAUUAACUAAGUCAGGGGAAAUGGAUAAAGAUAAAGCAGGAGAAGACGCAGAAUAUAUAGGUACACCUCACUGGUCUGCACCAGAAGUACUUCUAUGUAAUAGCACUAUUACCACAAAAGCAGACAUGUAUUCUUUUGGACUAGUAAUUUGGGAAAUGUUGUCUUUAACACCUCCAAUAGAUGAUGACUUAAUUGAAAGUACUGAAGAUCAUGAUUAUUCAGAUGACCUGCUCCCUAUAUCCAUAAAAAAAGAACUAACAACUGUUAGACAAAGACCUCCUCUUCCUGAUGUUGAUCUGGGACCAGAAUAUAAUUUAGUGUUGGAGAUUUAUUUUUGUUGUACUACUGUUGACAGUAGCAAAAGACCAGAUGCAAAGAAUUUAGUAUGUCUGUUUAAAGAAGCCCUUCAAACUUAAACUUGUUUGAAGAUUAUUUAUUUUAUUUUAGGUAAUAAGUUAUAUUUUAAUAAUAUAGAUCUAUUUUUAUAUGUAGGCUUUGACACGAUCUGAUAUGAAAUGUAUUUUUAUUUACGAGAGAG